Messenger RNA from Ctenocephalides felis (cat flea), 999 nucleotides. RefSeq names its product 3-oxoacyl-[acyl-carrier-protein] reductase FabG-like. The record is from RefSeq and is a predicted model, not a curated record. Gene Ontology annotation, molecular function: oxidoreductase activity. Lineage: Eukaryota; Metazoa; Arthropoda; Insecta; Siphonaptera; Pulicidae. The transcript has 2 exons. Bases 152 to 910 code for a protein of 252 amino acids.
UCUGUCAAAAUAGUAAAUAUCGCACCAUAAAUAAAGAGUUUUUCGUGUAUAUUAUAGUAUUUUCACAUUUAAUACUAAAAAAUCAAGUUUUAUAUACUUCAACAUCUUUUGCUAGAGAAUAAUCAACAAGAAAACAUUUUCUAACCUCAAAAUGGAUUUCAAAGGUAAAGUUGUAAUAAUAACAGGAGCAAGUUCCGGAAUAGGCGCUGAUUGUGCUCAACAUUUAUCUAAACUCGGUGCCGACUUAACAAUAACCGGUCGAAAUCUUGAAAACCUCAAAAAAGUCGCUGAGCAAUGCGAAGGCACACCCUUAAUCUUAAACGGAGAACUAACCGACGAAGCCUUCGUCAAGCAACUAAUAGACGAAACCAUAAAAAAAUACGGCAAACUCAAUGUCCUCAUCAACAAUGCCGGCAUGUUGGAAACAGGCACCAUCGAGACAACCAGUCUAGACCAGUACGACAGAAUCAUGAACGUUAACAUGAGAUCUGUGUACCAUUUGACAAUGUUAGCAGUGCCUCAUUUGAUCGAGACGAAGGGAAAUAUUGUGAAUGUCUCGAGUGUAAAUGGUAUACGUUCUUUUCCUGGUGUUUUGGCUUAUAAUAUAUCCAAAGCGGCUUUGGAUCAGUUUACAAGAUGCGUUGCUUUGGAACUGGCGCUUAAGCAAGUUCGUGUUAAUUCUGUUAACCCGGGGGUCAUUAUUACUGAGAUACAUAAACGGGGGGGAAUGGAUGAUGAAACUUAUAAAAAAUUCUUAGAACAUUGCAAAACUACUCACGCCUUAGGACGUCCAGGACAAGUAAGUGAAGUAUCCAAUGCCAUUGCGUUUCUUGCAAGCGAGCACAGCAGCUUUAUUACAGGUGCUUCGUUACCAGUUGAUGGAGGCAGACAUGCCAUGUGCCCACGAUGAAGUAUUAUAGAACAAAUAAUAUAAAUACUAUACAUUCUAUAAUAUACUACCUCCGCACUUCAAAUAGAUAUAAAUAAUUAUUAGUUGCU